ACUCGCGCGAGAGAGGGACCGCGAACUAUUCUUGGAGAAGUCAGUCAGAGUGUAACAUUCGCCUUCGCGUCGACGACGCGGUCAGUACACGACUUGGUGCUGUUGCAGCCGGUGUAUUAAGCGCGCCCCAGUUUGCAGAGCGCCUGGAGCCAGAUAGUCCCGACGUGCACGCCUGCAUACAUCCGAGCUCGAGAUCCCAGAUACCAUCACCCACAUCAUCAGCUGGAGGGUCCAAAAUCCAGCCUGGACUGCUAUAUAGAGAGGAAGAGCCGAACGAAGAGCAGGACGAAAACAUACACAUAUCUCUACUCAUCAGGAGCAAGCGAGAUAGCUGCAGCGUACAAGUGUAUAACAAAGGCAAGAAAGAGAGAGAGUCAGCGUAACGAAGGCGCACACACGCACACCACACAUAUAUAUAUAUAUUCAUACGUGCGCCUGAGGUGGUGGAUAACAACUAGCCGGCAAAAUGAAUGAGCAUGACAGUAGAGCAGUCAACCGCGAGCAGCAGGCGGAACAGGAGACAGAAAUGGUUGAGCGCGAACUUGCCGAGGACGCCGAGUGGAAGCGUAUCCAGCAGAACACCUUCACCCGCUGGGCCAACGAGCACCUCAAGUGCGCGAGCAGCCACAUCUCGGAUCUCGAGACCGACCUCUGCGAUGGCCUCAAGCUCGUCAGCCUCAUCGAGGUACUCGCCCAGAAGAGGCUGCCCAAGCACAACAAGAAACCGACCUUUCGCUCCCAGAAGCUCGAAAACGUCGAAAUCGCCCUCAAGUUCCUCGAGAACCAAGGCAUUCGCAUCGUCAACAUCGACUCGUCGCACAUAGUCGAUUGCAAGCUCAAGCUGAUCCUCGGGCUGAUAUGGACGCUUAUCCUGCACUACUCGAUCUCUAUGCCAAUGUGGGAGGGUGACGAGGUCAGCCCAGACAAGGGCGCCACCCCGAAGCAGCGCCUCAUGCAGUGGAUCCAGUCGAAGAUACCGGACCUGCCCAUCUCCAACUUCACCUCGGACUGGAACGACGGUCGGGCGGUUGGGGCCCUCGUCGACGCGGUCGCCCCCGGGCUCUGUCCCGACUGGCAGGACUGGAACCCCAAGGAUGCCGCCCAAAACGCCUCCGAAGCCAUGGGCUUGGCCGACGACUGGCUCAACAUACCCCAGUUGAUCAAACCAGAGGAGAUGGUUAACCCGAACAUCGACGAAAUGUCCAUGAUGACGUAUCUGUCGCAGUAUCCCAACGCAAAGUUGAAGCCCGGCGCGCCUCUCCGCCCGAAAACUAAUCCAAACAGUGUGCCGCCACCGCGGGUAAGGGCCUACGGUCCUGGAAUCGAACCGACGGGCCCGGUCACCGACGCCCCGGCCAACUUUAUCGUCGAGACAUUUUCCGCUGGUAAGGGAAAUGUGGAAGUUACCGUCGAGGAUCCGAAGGGUGCUAAAUUACCGGUCAACAUUAGGUUCAACAACGAUCGCAACCUCACGUACUCGGUGUCGUACACGCCGAAGACCGACGGCCCGCACAAGGUGCGCGUGCUGUUCGGGGGUCGCGAGAUCCCGAAGAGCCCGUACUCGGUGAUGGUCGAGGGCCGCGCGGGAGACCCGACCAAGGUAACAGCCAGCGGCCCGGGUCUCCUGCCCGACGGCGUCGUCGUCAACCGACCCACCUACUUCGAGGUCUUUACCAAGGACGCCGGCAAGGGCGUGCCCGAAGUCAUCAUUCUCGACCCUCAGGGUAACAGAGCAACGGUGCCGGUUAAGCUGCGCCAGACCGCGCCGGACGUCUACCGCUGCGAGUACACCUCGCCGAUUAUUGGAUUGCACUCGGUUAACAUCUUCUUUGCUGGCAAGCUCAUUCCCAACAACCCCAUUGGGGUGCGCGUGGCGCCGAUCUCUGACGCGAGAAAGUGCCGAGCGUACGGGCGAGGCCUGCUGGCCAACGGCGUGCGCGUCAGGGACGACGCGGACUUUAAGAUUUUUACGAAAGGCGCGGGCGAGGGAGUGCCCGAAGUUAAGGUCAUUGGACCGGGUGGUGUCAACUUGCCGGCCAAUCUUAAAAAAAUCGACGACACGACGUACGAGUGCCACUAUUACCCGGUUAAGGACGGCCGUCACAUUGUCAUGAUAACUUACGGGGGCAAAGAGAUACCAAACUCGCCCUUCGAAGUCAACGUGGGUGUGUACAAGGAGUCCGACAUCCGAGUCUUUGGGCCUGGCCUGCACGGCGGCGUAGUCGGACACCCGGCGCGGUUUACCGUGGACACGAACGGCGAAACCGGAGCCCUUGGUUUUUCGAUCGAAGGGCCCUCCAAGGCGAAAAUCGAGUGCAACGACAAUGGCGAUGGUACUGCCGAUGUCGAGUACCUGCCAACGGAGCCCGGCCCCUACGCCGUGCAUAUACUCUGCGACAACGAGGAUAUUCCAAAGUCGCCGUACAUCGCCACCAUCGUGCCGAAGAGCGACUUUCAUCCAGACAAAGUCGAGGUUCACGGUCCCGGAAUUCAGCCAUCGGGAUUGGUCAUGGAUAAGCCGACCAACUUUACUGUUGACGUGAAGAAAGCAGGACAAGCUCCCUUGGAGGUGGCUAUUCAGGAUGCCCUCGGUAGAGACGUACCAAUUAAGCUUGAAGACAAGCGUGACGGAACGAUACAAGCACAUUACAAACCGACCUCUGGGUCUCAGCACGUCGUACAGGUCAACUACGGCGGUGUUGCCACGAAAAAGUCACCAUACAGAGUCAAAGUCGAGGCUCCAUUGAACCCUGCACUGGUGCAGGCCUUUGGUCCCGGACUUGACAAGCCUGUGAGGACAAAUACUCCCACUCACUUUAACGUCAACUGUCGCGAGGCUGGUCCUGGUGAAUUGAAGGUUGACAUGAAAACUCCAGAUAAUCGUGACUUACCAAUCGAGGUUAGUGACAACGAUGAUGGUACCUACACGGUCGAUUACGUUGCACCAGAGCCGGGCACCUACACCGUCAACCUGAACUAUGGAGGCUUGAAAGUACCCAAGAGCCCCAUGAAAGUCAAAGUUUUGCCACACGUCGACGUUUCGAAAGUCAAAAUCGAUGGCCUGUCACCGACCGCGCCGCUCAACAGCAUCCAGCAGUUCCGCUUGCUGACCCAGGCGGCGGGGAGUCCCGUCGACGCGCAGGUCUCGAUAAGCGCGCCCUCGGGCUCGCGGCCGCGCGCAACCGUCCAGCCGAUCGAGACCGGCUACCUCGUGAGCUUCACGCCCUCGGAGCCGGGCGAACACCUCAUCGGCGUGAGCUUUGCCGGGGAGCCGAUCCCUGGCUACCCGCACCGGAUGAUCUGCGUCGAGAGUUACGAGCCCGGCCGGGUGCGGGCCGACGGUCCAGGUCUGAGCCACGGCCUCGUGGGCCGGCCGGCCGAGUUCCUCAUAGACACGCGCGGCGCCGGCCAAGGCGGCCUCGGAGUCACGGUCGAGGGCCCGUGCGAGGCGGUCAUCAAUUGCCGCGACAACGGCGACGGGACCUGCGGCGUUGCCUACCUGCCCACAGAGCCCGGCGACUACACUGUCAACAUCACCUUCAACGACCAGCACAUACCCGGCUCGCCCUUCGAGGCCAUCGUCGUCUACGAGCCGGCUCCCCCCGAGCUCGGCAGGAUUCGCAUCUCGGGCCCCGGCGUUCAGCCUCAUGGCUUGAAUCUGUACCAGCCGACCGAGUUCACGAUCGACACGCGUGCCGUGGGCAAGCCAAAGACCGAGCGGGAGCACAUCCAGUGCAAGAUCAGCAACCCGAGCGGCAACACCACCGACAAGGUGAUAACGCCCCUGGCCGAUGGCACUUACCGCGUGAGCUACACGCCCGUCGAGGAGGGCCCCCACACCAUCGACGUUCACUACGACGGCAUAGCCGUGCCCAACUCGCCCUUCAACGUCGACGUCAAGCGCGUCAGCGACGCCAGCAAGUGUCGCGCUUUUGGUCCUGGACUCCAGAGAGGCGUCGUCAACAGGCCCAACAAGUUCACCGUUGAAACCAGAGAUGCUGGCUCGGGUGGACUCGGACUGGCUAUCGAAGGUCCUAGCGAGGCUGUUGUCGCUUGCAAGGACAAUUGCGACGGUACCUGCAGCGUCGAGUAUCUGCCCACCGAGCCCGGUGACUACGACAUCAGCAUCAAGUUUGCCGACCAGCACAUUCCCGGCUCGCCCUUCACGGUCAUUGCCGACAAGCAGCAGGAGGAUGUUAGCAACGCGUUCGCCUAUGGACCGGGUGUGGAGCCCCGUGGGGUUCACGAGGGUGUGCUGGCCACCUUCACCGUCGACUCCAGCAAGGCGCCGAAUGCGCCGAUCGACGUCAAAGUUAAGACGGACCGCGGCACCAUCGGCAAGCCCGAGAUCAAGAGUAUCGGCAACAACCUUUGGGGCGUCUCGUAUAUGCCCUCUCAAGCCGGCAGCACCGUCCAGGUGGACGUCAACUACGGCGGCAAGCCCAUACAGAAGAGCCCCUUCAGAAUCAAGGUCGAGGCGGGUGGUGCCGACGCCGACAAGGUCGUGCUCUCGGGCCCUGGUGUACAGCCGGUCACUACCGCCUCCUUCCCGGCCGAUUUUGUCGUCGACACCUCCAAGGCUGGACACGGUGACCUAGACGUGCAAGUUCUGGGUCCGGACCAAACGCCCCGCAAGGUCGACAUCCGCAAGAUCGCGGACGGCAAGCACAAGGUGACGUACCUGCCAGACGACUGCGGCCGGUACAAGGUGAGCGUCAAGUACGACGGCAAGGAGGUGCCCAACAGCCCGGUUAACGUGCAGAGCGUAUCGACCGGUAAGGCCGACGCAGUAAAGAUCAAAGAGGGCGUCCAGCGCACUCUCGCCCAGGGCGAGGAGUACUGCAUUACCGUCGACACCGAAGACGCCGGCCGCGGCGCGGUCACCUGCCGCAUCCGCUCUACCUCCGGAAGCGAGGACGUCGACGUCGACGUCGAGGAGAACACCGACGGCACCGUCGACAUCUACUACAAGGUGGCCGACGAGGGCGACUACACCUUGAACCUCAAGUUUGGUGGACAACCCGUCCCGAACGGCCUCUACACGUUUACCGCUUCGGAGGAGUACAGAGAGACAACGACGACUCAUAAAACUCGGCGGGGCAGAACUACCAAGGAGAAGCGCAUAAUCGAGCAGACGAGCACCAGCUCGACUUACACGACAAAGACUCGGAGCACCAGCAGUAGCACCACCACCAAGCAACAGGAGUCUAAAACCAACAAGUACAACCUCAUCCGCCUCAACGGAAUACCCGUGCCUUCAAUCGCUGGUGGGAAAUUUUCAUCCGAAGUAAAAAUGCCCAGCGGAAACAUCGACAAGCCGAUUAUCGAGGACAACCACGAUGGCACGGUUUCCAUCAAGUACGAGCCGAGGGAGGAAGGACUUCACGAAGUCUACGUCAAGUUCAACGGCGAGCACGUCCAAGGAUCCACGUUUAAGUUCCACGUGGAUUCGCUGGCGAGCGGCUACGUGACGGCUUACGGCGCGGGCCUGAUAUACGGGGUGUGCGGCGAGCCGGCCAACUUUACGAUCUCGACGAAGGGCGCGGGCGCGGGCGGUCUGUCGCUCGCGGUCGAGGGCCCGAGCAAGGCCGAGAUCUCCUGCCACGACAACAAGGACGGCACCGUCUCGGUCUCGUACCUGCCCACCGCCCCCGGCGAGUACAAGGUUUCCGUCAAGUUUGGCGACAAGCACAUCAGGGGCAGCCCCUACCUAGCCAAGAUAACCGGGGAGGGCCGGAAGCGCAACCAGAUCUCGGUAGGCUCGUCCUCCGAGGUGCAACUGCCCGGCAAGGUGAGCCUCAGCGACGCGGACAUCCGUUCGCUGAACGCCUCGAUAACGGCGCCGAGCGGCCUCGAGGAGCCGUGCUUCCUCAAGAAGAUGCCCAGCGGCAACAUCUGCGUGUCUUUCACGCCCCGCGAGUCCGGCACCCACGAGGUCUCGGUCAAGCGCAUGGGCAAGCACAUCGUCAACUCGCCCUUCAAGAUCGACGUCAAGGACCGUGAGGUCGGCGACGCCAAGAAGGUCAAGGUCUCGGGGGCGGCCCUCCACGAGGGCAAGACCCAAUGCGACAACACCUUCUCCGUGGACACGCGCAACGCCGGCUACGGCGGCCUCUCCCUCUCGAUAGAGGGCCCGAGCAAGGCCGAGAUCCAGUGCAAGGACAACGACGACGGCACCCUCAGCAUCUCGUACAAGCCCACCGAGCCCGGCUACUACAUCAUGAACGUCAAGUUUGCCGACCACCACGUCGAGGGCUCGCCCUUCACGGUCAAGGUCAUGGGCGACGGCAGCAACCGCCAGCGCGAGAAGAUACAGCGCCGACGCGAGGCCGUACCCAUCACGGAGGUUGGGAGCCAGUGCAAACUGACCUUUAAGAUGCCGGGCAUCACGUCGUUCGACCUGACGGCGGCGGUCAUGUCGCCGGGAGGCGUCACCGAGGACGCCGAGGUCAAGGAAGUCGAGGACGGGCUGUACGCCGUCGCCUUCAUACCCAAGGAGCUUGGAGUCCACACGGUGUCGGUCCGCUACAAGGAGAUACACAUCCCAGGCUCGCCGUUCCAGUUCACGGUGGGACCCCUGAAGGACGGUGGGGCCCACAGGGUCCACGCGGGUGGGCCUGGCCUGGAGCGAGGCGAGCAGGGCGAGCCCUGCGAGUUCAACAUCUGGACGAGGGAGGCUGGCGCCGGCACGCUGGCCGUGUCGGUCGAGGGCCCGAGCAAGGCCCAGAUCGACUUCACGGAUCGCAAGGACGGCAGCUGCUACGUCAAAUACAUCGUCAGCGAGCCCGGUGAAUACAGGGUGGGCAUUAAAUUCAACGAGCAGCACAUACCGGACUCGCCGCACAAGGUCUACAUUUCGCCCGCGAUGGGAGAUGCGCACAAGCUCGAGAUCGCCCAGUUCCCCGACACCGGCGUCCAGCCCGACAAGCCAUACACAUUCCUCGUACGCAAGAACGGCGCAAAAGGCGAACUCGACGGCAAGCUAGUGUCGCCAAGCGGGGUCGAGGACGACUGUUUCAUCCAGUCGAUCGACGCCGAGGAGUACUCGGUGCGCUUCAUGCCGCGCGAGAACGGCAUCCACAACAUCCACAUCAAGUUCAACGGGGUCCACAUAAACGGGAGCCCCUUCCGCGUGAAGGUGGGCAAAGUUGACGCCGACCCGGCGGCCAUACACGCCCACGGCAACGGCCUCAAGGAAGUCAAAAGCGGCCAGAAGACGGACUUUGUCAUCAACACGUGCAACGCCGGGGUCGGUGCUCUCGGGGUAACAGUUGAUGGCCCGAGCAAGGUCGCCAUGGACUGCACCGAGGUCGAGGAGGGCUACAAGGUCAGGUACACGCCCCUCGCAUCCGGCGACUACUACAUCAGCAUCAAGUACAACGGCUACCACAUUGUCGGGUCACCCUUCAAGGUCACCGCCACGGGAACAAGCUUCGCCGAGCGAGGAGGACAGGAGACGAGCUUUAUCGCGGUCGAGACGGUGCAAAAGUUCUCCAAGACCUCCAAGCAGGCGGGCCCCGUUAUUCCCCACUUCAAGUCGGACGCCAGCAAAGUCACGAGCAAGGGCAUGGGUCUCAAGAAGGCCUACGUCAGCAAGCAGAAUCAGUUCACCGUGAAUGCCAGUGAUGCCGGAAACAAUAUUCUGUUUGUGGGACUUCACGGGCCCAAGGGACCUUGCGAGGAGGUGUAUGUGAAGCACGCGGGUCGCAACAGCUACAACGUGAGCUACGUGGUGCGCGAGCGAGGAGAAUACAUUGUCAUGGUCAAGUGGGGCGACGACCACAUUCCUGGCUCGCCCUUCAAGGUCGAAGUCUAAGUUAACCACCGACUAGUUCCCUUGCAUCCGUCAUCUAUGGAAUUUCAUUGCAUCAGCGCGUUCGUUCAUCGUCCAUCAGCCACUACCCACUUAAUAAUCAUCGAGUUUAAUCAAACGAAGGCGGAGGAAACGAACUUGAAUCUUGGGAGGAGAAAAGAAAAAAAAAUAGUAAAAACCCCGAAAAACCAUAUUAAGUAAACUUUUUAGAUUUUACUUUGUUUUGU
Molecule: messenger RNA, 8040 nt
Organism: Copidosoma floridanum
Lineage: Eukaryota; Metazoa; Arthropoda; Insecta; Hymenoptera; Encyrtidae
Gene: cher
Product: filamin A protein cher
Biological process (GO): actin cytoskeleton organization
Molecular function (GO): actin filament binding
Source: RefSeq, a predicted model, not a curated record